AUGCAGAUCACAGUGGUUGGUGUGGUGUGUUGUGUGAUGGUGCUUUCCUCCCAGAGAGUCCAUGCAGAGGGCGAUGAUGAGGGAUCCUCCUGCACGAAGGUGGACUUUGACGAGGCAACGUUGACGUCGCUGCGCAAAUGCGACUACAUGCAGGAGUUUGUUGUUAAGCGGUACGACGAGUCGGAUCACUUUGAUCCUUUUCGGCCGGAAGCACAGUACUACCUCUCAAACAAGUGGGAAGGACUUACCUGCGGUGAAACCGUUGCCACGUACGCCUUCAAUACGGACACUGAGCUGAGGAUGGCGUACAACCUGGUGUUCGAUAGUGGCGCUACGCUAGAGGUACGCGUGUUCGACCUGGAGCGCGUGGAUCCUGAAAGUAACCCGACAUUGGUUGAAGUAUGGCGCACGGGCUCGUCUACCGAAGGAUGGGGAUUCUUUCGCGAGAGGCUCAAUAAAACCGUCAAACAGGCGAAGAUUCAAAUCGAGGCAAACAUCAACGCGAAAAGUGAUUUGGCUAUUGAAUACCUAACCAUAUUCAACUACGAGGUGGAAACGGACGAAUGUAGCUCUAUCGAUGAGUUUUCAACUACCUUAGCUACACCAACGUCCACUGAGGCGGCCUCCACUGAGACGAUAUCCACAACCGUUUUACCAGAAACAUCAACGACCACUGAGCAAACUACAACGACUGAACAGUUGACAACAACAACUUUAUCGCCUGAGACAACAACAUUAACAACCGAGGAAACAUUUCCGACAACCGACUCAUCAACCGAUGGCGUCACGACAUCAACAACCAUCCAAGCAAGCGAGGAGUUUACAACGACUUCUAUGGAACAAACGUCAUCAGCAUCCGUCGCGAGUAGUACAACUCACACCACAACGACUACUAACGCCCCGCGAGAUGACACUUCAGUGCAACCGUCCUCUAGCCAACCGACAACAGCAACACAAACAACCGAAAGCUCGAUUCCUAUCUCUUCGACCAGCCCAUCAGCUAGCGUGCCAGAAGACACCCGGAUGGUAUCGUCAGAACAGUGGCUGUGGAUGACGCUAACCGCCAUGUUCGCGACGCUGUUUGUGAUCGUGGGCAGUGGAGCGAUCUAUCUGUGCUAUGUGAACCUCGAGUUGGAUCGAAUCGUCACACGCCUGCUAGAUGAAGCCGAUUACUAUCCUCAAAAGAAAUCCGACAUCAACUGUAUCGUGUAUUGA
This is a messenger RNA of Anopheles nili, 1215 nucleotides long. RefSeq lists its product as uncharacterized. Lineage: Eukaryota; Metazoa; Arthropoda; Insecta; Diptera; Culicidae. The transcript is spliced from 2 exons. The coding region runs from base 1 to 1215 and encodes 404 amino acids. The record is from RefSeq and is a predicted model, not a curated record.